Messenger RNA from Aureobasidium musti, 435 nucleotides. The record is from the annotation of a GenBank genome assembly. Lineage: Eukaryota; Fungi; Ascomycota; Dothideomycetes; Dothideales; Saccotheciaceae.
AUGCCUGGUAUUACUUGGGACGCUGAGGCCGAUCGUAAGAUCUUGCUCGCAGUCCUGAAGGAUCCAAGCGCCUCAGCCAACAUCGAUUGGGAGGCCCUUGCCGUAGAGCUCAGCACUGACACUGCUACUUGCACUGUCUCCGCCUUGAAGAAGCACAUCUCUCGUAUCCGCAUCGCCGCCAGAGACGACAAUGGACAGCCCUGCGCCCAAGACUCCUGCACCCAAGAAGGCAAAGNNGCCAAGGGUAACGGUACUGCUGGUUCCUCUGCCGGUCCCAAGACCAAGGGUAAAGGCAAGGCUGCUCCUAAGCGCAAGGCUGCUGAUGACUCGGACGACGACGACGAGGGUACUCCUCUGACCAAGAGGGUCCAGAAGGCUGCUCCUGACCAGGAAGGACUGAAGAUCAAGGCCGAGGACAGUGAUGCUGAAGCUUAG